This is a messenger RNA of Durusdinium trenchii, 1920 nucleotides long. NCBI's taxonomy places the organism in Eukaryota, Dinophyceae, Suessiales, Symbiodiniaceae. The record is from the annotation of a GenBank genome assembly.
GACGACCGUAUGGAAACUCGGACCAUCACCAUGGGGUACUUGUACUAUUGGGAAUCUUGUACUAGUUCAGGUUCCACCUCUGGAAUUGGUGGAUGAACUGCGAUGAGCAGAAGAUUCGGGUGAAACGCGGCAUGGCAGCGUUGGUUCAGGUUCAACCACUUCAUCGACACACGGAACGAGCGAAUCAGAUUGGAUGUCGCAUGUCCCUCGGACCGUCGCAUUCCAAGCUGAGAGCUGAUCCUUACAACACUGUGAUUGCAGUGACAUCGGUUGUCCCGCUGGUUCGUGGGGAGGAAGCAAAACGGAAGAAGCUUCGUUGCUGCGUUUUGAACUUUUGCAAUAAUUGCUGUUUGUGGGAUUUGGUUUUUGGUGAAUCUCUUCAAUCCUUUAAGAAUCUUCUUUGGAUUGUUUUUGGCUUCGGAACGUGAAAGUGGUUGUCAUCUUCAGUGUCCCCAAGACAAUCUUCGUGACUCUUCUUCUCCAGCCAGUCUUGAACUCUGCUCUUCGUCUUUGAUUGAAAUUCACAGAGCGAGCUCCAGAAGUGCAGGGCAGUGAGACUUUUGAGGAAUACGCAAAGCGCUUGAUGGAAGACAAAGCUUUUCUAGAGAAGAGUGGGACGUAGGAAAAAUCUGAGUUUGGUGUUUGCAACUCCACACUUCCUCAGGCCGAUGGCUGAAUUGGAGUAUGUUUAGUCUUGAGUUCUUGAGGUUUUCAAGGGCCGAAGCUGUAAGCCAUGGCAAAAACCCAGAUUCUCAGAUCCGCAUGUCUUCUCUUGACACACCUGGGGCGGUCCAAAAAGGUGGUUCUUCCCUUGAAGACUGAAAACAUGACACAUGAAGAGACACCAUGACACAUGAAUUGCGACGGGUACCUUCAGUGGUGUCAUGGGUCUCCCCAUGAGGUCUCUUCGCGUUCCUUGUGAACUCGCCGCCGUUUCGUCUCGCCGUUUCGCCGUGAACGCAGAAUUCCAUCGGUCGACUCAACGUGGAGCUGCGGCAGUCCUUGUCUGCGGACGUGAACGUGGAGUCCGGCGGCCCUGGGGAGAUCGGGGAGGAGGUCGGUCAGUUUCGACCUGGUUUUGGAUGAGGGGGAGACAGGAAGGUAGAUGGAAGUGUUGGAAGAAAGGGAGUCCGGCCCAAAUUCUCUGGAGCAAAUGAUACGCAGUGGUGAAUACGAUGUCGGUGAGACCCAGAUCACCUAAUUGGAAUUCGCUCGGACCUGUUUCGGUCGCAUCGUCAGCACCCGUCCGGGGGUCUCCUGACUCUGCGGACGUCCGAUUCGCUUCGGGGCCCGACGGAGCCGAGCCGACGUCCGUGGCGCCCCGGUGACGUCGUUCUCCGGGUCGAUGACUGGUAGCUCCGACUCAACAGACUGGAUGGGGUGCGAGACGCUGAUGUCGUUUUUCUGGAAGAAUGGAGGACCUCCUCCUCCCCCAGUCAGCACUGGCAUGUUUCGUGUGGGGCUCGUGUGGGCAAUGGCGAAAGGAUGGCGAGGGAGUAAAGCUUGACAUGGGGCCGGUGGUGAUGGGUCGCUUGCUCGAUUCAUGUGUUGCAGGCAAUUUGCAGGUGUUUUUUGAAAUCGGCCAAUGGCCCACUGGGAUCUACGAGGUGUCUUUUUGUGAUACAUCGAAGGGAAAAAGAAGAAUUCACUCAAAUAGCUGCCGGCCCUCAGUCGACUGUCUAGGCGACUAGCGAUGGCCGUAGCGGCUACGUAUCCGUCGGUUCGCACCGACGGACCGGUCCAGACGUCCGGAGCGACUCGGUCGAUCGAUGCGGUUUCCGGCGGCUGGGCGGCUGUGUGCGCCGUGGUGAGUGGUGAGAGUUCUCAGACCUUAGUGAAUUGGCUGCACAAAGCAUACAUACAAAGCGGAUUCGCUCAUGCCAACAGGACAUCUUGGAAGUUUGGAUUCGCUUUGGCGGU